CUGCUGCAGCACCUCAGUAGGUUACAUCAAAGAGGAACUGCAGUGAUUAGGCAUUUGGAUGCCUGUGCCUUUAAGAACUCAGCCCUGGGAAGCCCAUGCUGAGAGGUAAUCUAUGGGAGGGGAAAUAAUUUAAAAAAAAACCCUCUGCUCCUCCCCACCCUAUUUUUUUGGCUAAACACUGGUGUCUCAGUCCACUGGGGUAACUGUUACCCCCUCUGCCCCUCCCUGUGCUGGGGGUUUUGCUCUCUGUCACCCUUUGGCAGUGCCUCACCCCUAGGCUUAACUCUGUCUCCUUCCCCUCCCCCCACCCCUGAUUUUGCUUUCAGCCCCUAUCCUAACCCUGCUUCCAGCUGCUUGACCCCCCAGCCAAUCAAUUUUCACCCCCUGCUCAGACCCUGGCCACCUCCCUCCUCCGAUUUCCCCCCUUUGCCCCUUUUUAACUCCUGUAAAAAGCAGUCAGCAGAAUCUUAUGGCUAAUAAGGGCAGGGUGAAGGGCAAUGGCUUCAGCAGAUGUUACUGAUCAUGCUCAGUUUGUGUGAACAUGCAAAAAAGCCCCUCUGAUCAAAUAAAAAGGCCCCUCUGCCCACCCACCCUAUUUUUUUUUUUUUGCCAAACACUGGUGUCUCAGUCCACCAGGGUAACUGUUACCCUCUCUGCCCCUCCCUGUGCUGGGGUUUUACCCUCUGCCACCCUCUGGCAGUGCCUCACCCCUCAACUUAACUCCAUCUCCUCCCGCCCCCCAUUCCUGAUUUUGCCUUCAGCCUCAAUCCUAAUCCUGCUUCCAGCUGCUUGACUCUCCUGACCAGUCAAUUUUUGACCCCUGGUCACCCCCCCCUCCUUCAAUUUACCCCCUUUUAGCCUCUGUAAAAAGCAGUCAGAAUCUUAUGGCUAAUAAGGGCAGGGUGAAAGGCAGUGGCUUCAGCAGAUGAUACUGAGCAUGCUCACUACACCCUAAAUAGCACAUUCCUACAGAGAGCAGUUUCCUACACUACACCUGUGCUGUUCCCGGAAGUACUGGAAUGUCCUGCGGUCUGGGAACAUGUGAGCAACCACUCUAGUAGCUAUUCUGCACUAGCUGUUUAGGUUAAUCCACUUCCAAUAGCAAUUGCUAUUCUAGGCUUUUGCUCUGUGUAGACAAGCCUUAACUCUUAAAAAAAAACCAAAGCUGAGAGUUUCACCUAUAUCACCUGACUCCAGGAGCUCGGGCUUUACAAAAAAACCAAAUCAAAUAUCGUGAUGCUGGCAAUGGUGGCAACACUCCUCUACCCUCAGAGUCCACAUGAGUUUGAUGCUGCUGGAGCAGAGAUCUUGGCUUAAGACUUUGCAAAACGUUACACCAAAACCUCCAAUUAGUGCCCCAAUGCCACAAAAUGGCAUGGAUUUAACUUGAGAUGUUCUGCAUUGUCCUGUUAAACGCUUGUGAGUAAAGUUAAGCAUUCAUAUAAGUCUCUGCAAGAUCUGGCCCGAAGUGACUUUUUCUUUGUGACAGAUUUUAAAAUGGGACCAACUUUGCUCAAAGUCUUGUGAAACUUUUGACAAACCUGAGCCCCAGUCCUACUGGACUCCAUGCAGGUACCAGAAACUGAAAAAACCCAGCAAACACUUUUACAAGCUGUAUUACAAGAGCCCACUCAACUCUUAGUGGAAAACAACCUAACCACCAGUUUUACAAACUUCCUGGGUUAUGGGACCUAAACCACAGGAACAUACAUGCUAGUUGUUGGUGGGAGAAGUGGUAAUAAGUUGUAUGGUUUCUCACCUCAAGCCUCGUGAAACUUGUAAAAGUGGUAUUUAUGUUGAUUUCAGCUAAAAAGUACCACUUUGUAAUAUUGUGUUAGUCUUCUAUAAAAUUUGAUGUAUAUGCACAAGACAGCUGUAUGCCAUACUACAAAUAUUUUUGAAUGACCCUUUUAUCGUACAAUGAUAUCUCUAUUUAAAAUACAGACGUGCAGAAGAUCAAGUAAUAGAAGUUACCCUCCCAUAGUCUAGAAAUUCUACAGAUUUCAGGAGGGAAAGAUCCUGUAGUAUAGAUUUCUUUUGCCGUGGGUCAUAAAAGACAUCCACUCUGAUGUAAAAGAUAAGUGCUGAUAAUGAUUAACAUCAAACUGGAAAACGGGGGCAUUUCAAAUAACCUGACAGUUUAGCCUCUGUGUCAACGACAUGCUUGGAAGGAGAGAAAUAUACCGUAACCUAGAUUUCAAAGGUCACAGUAAUACUGCCCCAAGCAUUUUCAAAGCCAUGAUUUAUGUGCCGGUAUAUUAGCAAUAUGAAUGGUUUCAAGGUUUGGUCUGUUCUGCUGAUUAUAGUUUACAGCCUGUGCCAAAGAUGUAUGCCGUGUGGUAUUUCAACACAUAUUGAAAUAGCACACCGAGCUCUGGAAUUUUUCAGUAAACAUGAGGGGAAUGUUAACUAUAGAAAGUUGUUACUAAACCACCAGGAUGCAUUUCAGGCUGGGAGCCUUUAUCCUGAUGCCUUUUAUCCUGUUAUCUGCCGGAAUGGAAUAUUUCAUUAUGUUUCUGAAGACACUCACUGGGCACCAUUUCUCAACACUAGUAUCCAUUACAUCAGGAAGAAGUAUCCUCAGCCUUGGGAGGAGACUACAGAGAAACUGGUGGCGUUCCUGUUUGGAAUUGCCUCACAUAUGGUGGCAGAUGCGAGCUGGCAUAGCUUGGGCAUUGAUCAAGGAUUUCUAAGGACCAUGGGAGAAAUUGAUUUUCAUGGCUCAUACUCAGAUGCUCAUCAUACGGGUGAUUUUGGAGGUGACGUAUUGAGCCAGUUUGAGCUUGAUUUUAGUUACCUGAAAGCAGACUGGUAUGUACCAGUCAAAGACCUGCUAGCUAUCUAUAAGGAAUAUUAUGGCCAAGAAGUAAUAACUGAAGGCACAAUUAUUGACUGCACUUACCUGCUGUUUCUCGAAUUGCAUGGAGAAAUGCUUGCUGUUGCCAAGCUUUUCCCAUCAUAUGCUAUCAAAUCUCCAUUUUUUGUGGAGAGGUUCCAGGAGUAUUUCCUUGGUGGACUGGAUGACAUGGCAUUUUGGUCAAAUAAUAUUUUUCAGCUAGCAAGCCACAUGUUAGAAAAUGGGACCAGUGGCUGCUUCAUACCUGAGAACCCUCUGUUUAUAGAGUGCAAUGGGGAGCACAAGAACAGCGACAUAAUUAAACAGUCCAAAGAGGAACAGCACAAGAACGUGACUUCUUCACUCACAAAAACAAUUGAAAAGAAUAUAAAUUAUACGGAGAAAGGAGUUUAUUUCAAUAUGCAAUCCUGGGCAACUAAAUCCCUCCACUUUAUUAAUAGUGCGUUUGCACAGAAUGUCAGGAGAGUGUUUGCAGUCACGCAUCAGCAAUCCUCUAACCACAUCUCCAAGCCCACAGCCUCAUACUUUCUGAAAUCAUCCUAUGCCAGGCUUGGAUGGGCAAUGGCCUCAGGUGACUUAAACCAAGAUGGUUAUGAGGAUCUAGUGGUUGGAGCACCAGGAUACAGCAGAUUGGGCCAUGUUCAGCUAGGACGGGUGUACAUAAUCUACAGUAAUCAGUCAGGUUUGCCUCCAGUAAACAUGGAUCUGGACAAGGAAGCAGAUCAAGUGCUGGAGGGUUUUCAGCCUUCAGGCAGGUUCGGUUCUGCCAUAGCAGUACUGGACUUCAAUGAGGAUGGAGUACCAGACAUAGCGGUGGGAGCACCUUCUGUAGGAUCACAGAAUCUCACUUAUACAGGUGCUGUGUAUGUGUAUCUGGGCACUACAGGAAGAGGCUUGUCACCUUGGCCAAACAUUACCAUAAUUUGCCAGCACACAUUCUGUAACCUUGGCUGGUCACUGCUGGCUGCUGAUAUUGAUGGGGAUGGAAAGUCUGAUCUGGUUGUUGGUUCUCCUUAUGCACCUGGCGGUGGGAAGCAGAGAGGAUUUGUAGUUGCAUUUUAUUCUCACUUCAACAGGAGUGACAAAGGGCUGCUGUCAGUAGAGGAUGCCAACUGGAUGGUGAAGGGGGAAAAGAACUAUGCCUGGUUUGGAUAUUCACUUGUUAGUCACCAGCUGAAGAACAAAACCUUACUGCUGAUUGGAAGCCCUACCUGGAAGAGCUGUAUUGGUCUAGGUUGCUACAGCUCACUGGAUACCAAACAGAGUGUUGGAAAGGUGUAUGGAUAUAACCCACCAAGCACACUAAGCCGGUUUUCCGUAACUGGAGACAUGGACAGGGGCAAACUGGGUUCAUCGCUGGCCAGUGGCUUCAUGUCUGUGGCUGGAAUUCUAAGAGAAGUGUUGGUAGUGGGUGCACCUACCUCUGACAGCACGUCUAGGAUUGUAUUUAUAUCCUCAGUACUGCACCAAGCUGGAACCAUUCUGAUGUAUGACUUGACAGAUGGUGCCAAACCUUCUUUGCUCAGCACUUUCAGUGGGGACAGGAGGUUCUCUCGCUUUGGAGGAGAUGUACACUUAAGUGACCUGGACAAUGAUGGACUAGAUGAAAUUAUUGUGACAUCUCCUCUGAGAACUGAAGACAUCACAUCUGUACUGUUUGGAGGGGAAGCUGGACGUGUGUACAUCUACAAUGGAAACCAGACCACCUCCGGUCAUGUGACAGACAACUGCAAAUCAUGGACUUCUCCUUGUCCAGAGGAUUCGGCACAAUAUGUACUAAUUUCUCCUGAAGAAAGAUCAAGGUUUGGGAGCUCCAUCAUCACUGUGAAAUCUCCAGGAAAGAGAGAAGUUGUAGUAGCUGCUGAGAGAAGUUCGGUGAAAGCUAGACUUAGUGGAAGGCUUUUUAUGUAUACCCUUUAAAUGUUCUUUUGUUGAGUUUGGGUACAUGCCUGUUUUCAGUGGUGGAUUCUCCCAGGAUCUAUGGUGUUCUCUUUCAUGCCUCCCCGUGCCAUGCUAACAAACUAGAGGCUCAAACAGGAUGUAGCUAAAAAGAGGACAGAAGCAGCAGAGAGGGAAUUGGGGUUGAUUGGAAAAAUAAAUAGAUGGGAAAUACUACCUGUCAUGGUCCAUCCAUACAGCUUUAGAGUUGAAAACCAAUUAAAAACCUCUAUCCAUGUAAGUCAGAAGGCUAGAUAACCCAGCCACAGACAAAGUAGCAUGACGGGAGCCAAAACAACAUUAACCUAGCAUCAAUUCAACUUAUAAGGGAGGCUGGUUCCAGCAGAUGUAUUUGGCUGUGUAAGGAAAAGCACAGCAUGCCUAGUUGAUGCAAUCACUUAAAUACGUGCAAUAUGAUGGGGGCUAAUUUAGCUAAAACUAAUCAGGAAAGAGAUCUUGGAUAGUUCUCUGAAGACAUCCACGCAGUGUGCAGCGGCAGUCAAAAAAGUGAACAGGAUAUUACUAAUCAUUAAA
Messenger RNA from Mauremys mutica (yellowpond turtle), 5329 nucleotides. RefSeq names its product glycosylphosphatidylinositol specific phospholipase D1 (gene GPLD1). NCBI's taxonomy places the organism in Eukaryota, Metazoa, Chordata, Testudines, Geoemydidae. The transcript is spliced from 25 exons. The record is from RefSeq and is a predicted model, not a curated record. The coding region runs from base 2246 to 4777 and encodes 843 amino acids. Gene Ontology annotation, molecular function: GPI anchor phospholipase D activity. Gene Ontology annotation, cellular component: extracellular region; extracellular matrix.